GCAGACCAGAGAGUGAGCAACAAGACCCGCUACUACACAGUGGCCCGAACUAUGCCUCCCUCCACCAAGAUAGUCAAGGCCCUUAUCUCCAUCAUGAAAGAGUACCAUUGGACCCAAUUCGUCCUCCUCACUGAAAACACCAGAAACUACAUUCAGAUCAAGGAGGCUGUUAAGAGCUUCGCCAAGCACCACAGGAUGAACGUCACAGAAGAGUACAGCGUCCCUUACGACUACACAACCACCCGCUACCACACCGUACAGGACUUUGUUAGAGACAGUCUCCACCACACCCGUAUCUACGUGCUGGUGGCGUCAUUCGAGGUGCAGUGGGACUUCGUAGUGGCUCUGAGGGAAGAGGUCGGCCAACAGCUACAGGAGUACGCCAUAGUCACUAUUGACGACGACAAGUACCUGGGUGCUGAUCAACUUCAGGAGAUGAGAGAAUCGUCUAAACAUUCCUAUGACUACUGUCUUUACAAUUUGUUUAAGUACCAGGCAAGGAGUUCUUGACCAUGUACAAGGAGGUGCCAGACCUGUAUGAAGGCUUCAGAGCCGUUCUCAAGAUUACUCCUGCCUACCCCAGCAACACUAAAUAUAAAGAGUUCGAGCAGAGAGUGUUGAAUCGUAUCAAGCAGCAUCCCUUCUGCGUGCCCUACAACCCCAGCAUCUUCAAGUACAUCGAGGUGCCAAUCUUUGCCGCGCACCUGUACGAUGCUGUGAUGAUUUAUGCCAAAGCUUUGAACCAGACGUUGGCCGAUGCGAACGCGGACCCGGCCAACGGCACUCACAUCAUCUCCCUCAUCAAGAACCAGGCCUUCCCGUCCAUACAGGGGUUCAAUGUACACAUGGAUGAAAAUGGCGACGCCGAGGGUUCAUACUCGUUGCUGGCCAUCCGGAAGCUUGGGCCAGAGCACAACCCGCCCAUGGGAUGGCGCAAGGUUGGCCAGUUUAUCCUGGAGGCUAAGACCAGUGGGACCCAUGAUAUGGAUAACCUGCCCAGACUGGCGCUGAAUGAGACGAUAGAGUGGCUUGGAGGAUCACCUCCGAGAGACGCUCCUCCUUGUGGGUUCUCCUCGGAAAAGUGCCAUUAUGAUUGGCACUCCGUGGCAGUGGGUCUGGUCAUCUCCAUGAUCUUCCUCGUCGCUGGCCUCUUUCUCUUCAG
Messenger RNA from Procambarus clarkii (red swamp crayfish), 1162 nucleotides. Lineage: Eukaryota; Metazoa; Arthropoda; Malacostraca; Decapoda; Cambaridae. The record is from RefSeq and is a predicted model, not a curated record.